UAUUUUAGUAUACCCUGUAGAGUAGGGGUAUUCAGCGCUGUUGCCAUGGUGAUAAACAAAAGCUGCUUUAGAUAAUUUCAGUAGUAGCUUUUCGGCUGUGCUUGUGAACGUGUCGCUUACGUUUCACUUAGGAAUAUUUAUUUGCUAACCAAAUAGUUUCAUAUAUUACUUAAUUUCUUUGAAUAUCGGCGCCGUAAAUUUCUGGUGGAAAAAUGUCCUUCUUUGUGGAUAUUGUCACGGAGGAUUCCUUUUAUGAAAAUCUUACUCUAGGUGUCGUAAAGAUCCUGGAGAACAGUCCCUGCGUGAAAAGCGUUCAAAUUGAAAAGAGAAGUGCUUGCGACAGGAAUGCUUUGUCUACUUGGGAGCAAAGACACUGCUGUGUACUUCCGGAUGAUAUGAGAAAUUUUUAUUCGUCCAUAGACGGCUUCUUGUUAACUUGGUCUCUCGAGAUAUCGGGUGAAGAAUUCCCAGUAGGAAGACUGGAAAUUGGCACGCUCAGCGAACUCAAGAGAUUCGUGGGUAGCAAAGAGCAACAAGCAGACGCCGAAGCAAAGAUUCAAGAGAAUCCACAGAUUCCAUCGCUGAGCCCUCGUUGCAAGUUAUUUGAAGUUGGUCAAUGCGCCGGAAGUAAAGUAUUUCUGUCCUACAUCCGACCGGAUCUGGAACCUGGUGUAUGGCUGUACCAGGAAGAUACGAAUACCUGGUACCACUUGGCCGAUAGCUUUACUAAAUAUUUCAGAAUGAUGUUGGUACAUCUUGGUCUCCCUUUGUGGCAAUACUGUGCCGCCGGUCUUGAUUUGCCAACUUGGAUCGAACAGAUUUACUUUCUGGUAGGACCACACCUAUUGCCUAAUAGUAUGGAGACGACGAAGAUGAUCUCCACGAAUCUCCGGAACGAUGGGCUGGCUAAUAGCAUCGAUCCAGCCAUUUUCAAGGGCAGAGAGAGCAAGCAGCGUAACGUCCGCAAGAAAUAAAACUGGCCGUGUUCAGUAAAGCCGGAAGUUAAAUUUUACUGUUGAAUUUAGGCUUUAAUCCUAUUCCGGUUUCCGCUUUUCCACACCAUUCUUCAGAAGUGUCAUCCCUUGGCCUAAUUGGCACAGCACACGCAGGAAAAACACCCUGAUAAAUUGGCAGUACUGCUUCCCACUUGGCAAGUCCAGCCUGAUUCUUCGAGUCACCGAGUCUCCAAGCUAGUCCUUGUUUUUCUGUUCAUUAGACAAAAAUCUAUAAUCGAUUCUGUUCUCAUUUUUAUUUGACUUACCAUCAAUCAUUUCAUUGACAAUCGGAAAUUGCAGCAAUGCUGUACAGACUCCUUUCAAUUAUAUGCAAAAGCUAAUAUUUAUAAACCAAGAUAGAAGCAAUAAAACUAGUAGAGUGUAUUCGGUGGGUUAUCGAUUACCGGGAGUGAAGAGCACUCUGAACAGCUUCUUGUCUUUCAAAAAAGGGGAAUAUGGAAAGUUUUAGUAGAUCCCUAAAAUGAAGAGAGUUUCAGUACUAUCUUCAUAAGACUGACAGAGAAGAAGGAAACGAAAUGGCAGCGAAAUCUAAUAAGUGGAAGUAAACUAUAUCCUCCAGGGUCCACUUUCCUUUUUCUGUCUAGGCUUGGUUCUGUGUUUCAUCGUUAAGUCAUCGAUCGACACAUAUAUUCCACCUCUAUGUGACAUAAAAAUAGAAUUAAGUACGCUCGUUAGUCCGUUGUGUUCUUCACAUUCCCGAAAGACCUCAGGGUAAUAUCGAUCGAAUGUCAAACGUCAAUGUAUGAAUGAACGAAUUUGAUAAAUUUGAAUGAAAAGGGUGAAUUAAAAAA
Cephus cinctus (wheat stem sawfly) is the source of this 1807-nucleotide messenger RNA. RefSeq names its product tubulin polyglutamylase complex subunit 2. Bases 213 to 974 code for a protein of 253 amino acids. Gene Ontology annotation, biological process: protein polyglutamylation. The record is from RefSeq and is a predicted model, not a curated record. The transcript has 2 exons. NCBI's taxonomy places the organism in Eukaryota, Metazoa, Arthropoda, Insecta, Hymenoptera, Cephidae.